CUGACAUGGACAAUCCUAAAAGGGAAAAACUUGAAAUAGAAGUCAAAUGUCGGGUAGUGUCUUCUUGCUAAAUAGUGACCACAGAAGUAUAUUUUCAUUCAUCUACAAGUAAGCCACUUCAUUUUACGCCCAAGAUUUUCAGUUCAGCAGAGGGAUUUUGUCGGAUUAUACAAUGAGAACACCCGAGCUUAACUACUUUGUUAUCAUCGUCUUAUUUGCUACCCAUGAAACAAAAGGAAAUGUUUCAUCUCCGGCUCCUGGUUUUUCCUCUUCACCACUGAUGCCAAUAUCAACCGUGAAAUCGUCUACUAGUGUUACCCAAAUUGAACAGAAUGCACAUAUCUAUCCAUCUAUCACAAUACCAGCUGAAGCACACCCAACACUUGAAUCAGACCUUUCACCAGAAUUACCAAGCAGCAGUUUUUCACCAGAGCCAUAUAAUAUGGGGCCUUCACAGAUGCCACAGUUUCGGGAAAGUGCUAACUCAGAGGUUUCUCGUGUCAGUGAAGAGACUAACAGUAUAAAUGAAAUCCUUACUGGAAAUGAUGAGCUCUUCAACAUUAAUCAAAUAACUAUAUCACCAGAACUGGGAAAUAUUGUGCAGGAUUUGCCUUCAGCAAAAUCAACACCAUCUGUUAAUGAUGAGUCAAGAGUCAAUGUUAAUGACAGAACAGAAAUUGAUCUAAUCAUAGAUGGAACUGCAUCUUCAGGCAUUACAACAAAAAAAGGAAGAUUAGGACCCGAGCCCUGGAAAAUUGGUCUAAUCUCGGCAGCUGUGUUUCUUGCAGUGGAGGUUUUAGUGCUGACUGUCUAUUGCUUUGUAUGUAGAAAAAGAAGGAGUGCUUUUGUAGUAAAAAACUGUGAACAAGAUAGUGAAGCUGGAGAAACAAUUAAUGUUGAAUCCAAUGACAAUACAAUAACCGGAGAGGAGGGAACAUUAAACUGUACGCAUGUAGUGGACGGUUCAAAUAAUGCAGUGCAGGAGGAAGGGCAGAAGAAAUGUGAGCUUAAGAGUAAAACUAUGGACAAUAAGUCAACUGAUGUCUAAUUAUUUUAUGUUCCUGCGGUCCUAGAGAACAUCAUUAAUACUGCAAUUUUUUUUGCACUUUUAUUACUUGUAUCAUUGGUCAAAAAACAAGAGAAAAAUAGCAUGUUGUGUUUUUAUGUAUGCACAUAUUAACAAAACAGUAUGACAUUAAAGCAGUGUUUGCUACUGUGUUUAGUAACAUUUUUAAGCCAAUGAAUAUGUGUUAGGAAAUUUGGAUACAUUGGUCUUGGUUUUUAACUUUAUUAGUACUGUUUACAGUUUGAAGUAAUUCAGGCUUAACAAUGUGAAACACUCUGGUGGGCACUUAAGGCAAUAUCAGUUCCCAGUAGUAUGCAUGGAUACUAUUAUGAAGCUGGGUGUUAGAGGAGAGUGUAUUGGGAGUACAGAGGAACAAUCGUUGCUAUUAGAUAGAUCACCAGCUAAAGCUUGUUCCCUUAGAUUCCACGAGUCCCCCUCCUGCGCAUCAUAACAGUCUAAGUGAGCAAACAAUAGCUAUAGGACAUAAUGGGGUGUGCUAGAGAGCAUACAUAAUGGUGUGAGGGAAAUCAUUGGGAAGGGGACAACCAAAUUGCCACCUCCCCACCUAACAUACAAAUAUGUUACACAAUAACAC
Spea bombifrons (plains spadefoot toad) is the source of this 1661-nucleotide messenger RNA. RefSeq lists its product as uncharacterized. The coding region runs from base 173 to 1048 and encodes 291 amino acids. Lineage: Eukaryota; Metazoa; Chordata; Amphibia; Anura; Pelobatidae. The transcript has 6 exons. The record is from RefSeq and is a predicted model, not a curated record.